This is a messenger RNA of Porites evermanni, 660 nucleotides long. The record is from the annotation of a GenBank genome assembly. NCBI's taxonomy places the organism in Eukaryota, Metazoa, Cnidaria, Anthozoa, Scleractinia, Poritidae.
AUGGGAGACAGAGUGAAAGCGUCAAGAAGAGAGAACGAUGAUUUAAAAAGACAACUGAAUGAUCUGAAGAAGGAAUUUCAAUCUUUCAAGUCCAAGAAGGCGGAACAGAAGGAUUGCCACGAAGCAGCAGCUACCGCUUUACCGAACACACAGGAUGACCAAUUCCUCAGCGACAGCUACGAUGCCCUUGUUAAGUCAGAAUCGAGCUUGUCAAAAGCUCUGGAAAAUUUUUCUCGUAGGUUGGAUUUAUUGACAGUUAACGUUGACAGAAUUUACAAAGCUAUCGACGAGAUGUUCUACUACAGUUACCAAUACAACUUGAAGAUCGUGGGCGUUCCAUUUAUCUCAGAAAGCGAAUCUGCACAAGACACCGUGGAAUUGUGUGUGAAGCUAUUUUCUGGCCUUGGAGUCGAUGUCUCCAUAUCAGAGAUCGACAUUGCCCACAGGGUUUCACAGCGAGAUACUUCAACCGGUAAUGGCAACCGAAGACAACCGAACCCGAUAAUUUGCAAAUUCACUAGAAGGAUGACACGAGACACUGUGUUGGCGUCAAGAGGUAACGCCAGUCGACUAACUACCGACCUGGAUCUCCCGUCCACUGUUGAAAUUGAUCGGAUUGCAAUUUACAGCCACCUUACGCCGAGACUACAAGAGCUGUAA